CCUUCCUUUCUCUUGAAAUAAGCACCAGUCACUCCACUACUCCCUCUCUUUCCCUUUUUUUCUCCUCUUUCAACACACACUUACACAACUUCCAUGGCUUUUCCAGCAAUUUCUUCAGUGACCCUUCUCUUCUUCUUGCUCAAUUUGUGCCUCCGGGGCAGUUAUGGUGACUAUGGAGGUUGGCAAAGUGGGCAUGCCACAUUCUAUGGUGGGGGGGAUGCUUCUGGCACAAUGGGGGGUGCUUGCGGUUAUGGCAACUUGUACAGCCAGGGUUAUGGGACUAACACUGCAGCUUUAAGCACUGCUUUGUUCAACAAUGGCCUCAGCUGCGGCUCAUGCUAUGAAAUGAAAUGUGACAAUGAUCCUAAAUGGUGUCUCCCUGGAUCCAUAAUCGUCACUGCAACUAACUUCUGUCCCCCCAACUUGGCCUUGUCUAACGACAAUGGAGGCUGGUGCAAUCCUCCCCUCCAACACUUUGACAUGUCUGAGCCUGCCUUCUUACAAAUUGCUCAAUACAAAGCUGGAAUUGUCCCGGUUUCAUUCAGAAGAGUCCCCUGCAUGAAGAAAGGAGGAAUUCGGUUCACCAUAAAUGGACACUCGUACUUCAACUUGGUGCUGAUAACAAAUGUUGGAGAAGCCGGAGAUGUGAAUGCAGUUUCAAUAAAAGGGUCAAAAGCAGGAUGGCAACCAAUGUCAAGAAAUUGGGGCCAAAACUGGCAGAGCAACAACAACAUGAAUGGCCAAAGUCUGUCAUUCCAGGUCACCACAAGCGAUGGAAGGACUGUGACAAGCUACAAUGUGGCUCCUAGUAACUGGCAAUUUGGGCAGACAUUUGAGGGUGGGCAGUUUUAGAUUAGGAUGAACAGAAGUCUGUUGCUGAGGUGGUUAUUAUUGGCACCCGCUAGGGCUAUAUUAUGAGAUUCCAUUAUUUGUUUGUCUCAAAACAAUUUCAAAGUUAAUAGCUAAAUCUAUGAAUUGUGGAUGUAUUUAUAUAAGAAAAACGCUACUCAUGAAUUUAAGACCAAAAUAUUAUUUGUUCA
This is a messenger RNA of Mangifera indica (mango), 1040 nucleotides long. RefSeq names its product expansin-A8-like. Lineage: Eukaryota; Viridiplantae; Streptophyta; Magnoliopsida; Sapindales; Anacardiaceae. The record is from RefSeq and is a predicted model, not a curated record. The transcript has 3 exons. Bases 94 to 852 code for a protein of 252 amino acids. Gene Ontology annotation, cellular component: extracellular region. Gene Ontology annotation, biological process: plant-type cell wall organization.